CUCGUCAUGGAAGCUCAAUACUCUAUUGUAGCUGUCGUGAGUUGAGGGACAUUUAUGUUUGCAAAUUGGUCAAGUUUUUUAAUCGUUGGAGAUUUUAAACUCUUGUGGAACUAGUGUGCAUGUUGCUCCAAGAUAAACCAUAUGAUAUGGGCAAGAUUGAAGUAGCUUCUUGUACCCAGCCCAGGCAUCACCAUCCUCUUGCUUGAAUCUUACAAUAUGGUCUUUUAUCUUAUCAUGCUUCCAUGUGGGAAGUAGUUCUCUAAUAAGGAUUAAGAGAAAGGUCCAGAUAGAUGAGAUUACAAUCAAUGAUUUUCUUUUUCUUUCAAGGAGAAAAGAAAGGGUAGGGAGAAGAGGCAUUUUUCAGAAGAUCAUAUCGUAAAGAGAGAAAAACAUAAAGCUUGUUUUGAGAAAGAGUUUUGAAAGAGAGCAAGAAGGAGUCCUUCUCCUAGGCUUCUCUCCUCGAAUUCGAAGAAUUAUUUGAAGAAGCAUAUUGAAGAGAAGAGGGAGAUCUCCUUAUCCUUCAAAAGCUAUAGUUCUUGACAUAUUGAUAAAAUUAACCCGAACCCUUAGCUUGAUUUUCUUAUUGUGGAUGCAUCAAGCAUAUUUCUAUUAAUUGAUUUUUCAUCUUAUUUAUCCAUCUAUCUUGAUGAAGAGGUGGGUAUUGUGUUUUUUUCUUAUUUUACAGCGAGAAAUUCAAUUAGCUUAAAGUGAACACACUUCUGUUUGUGUUGGAUUGCAAUUACUUGACCAUAGAGUUGUGAUACUUGGUUGGGAUAAAACACGCUAGAGGAGUCUAGAUUUAGCACUUUAGGUGUGUAAUUGGUUGCAUGAUCAUUGAGGCAAUUUGUGAAUUUAGAAGUCAUUGAAUACAUGAGCAUUUAUUCAAUUGGUAGUUCAAGAUUCCUCAACAUUAUAUGAAAUUAGGGAUAAAUGAAUUAGAUUUCUUAUAAUUUGACUGUUACCUAGGGUUAGGGGAAUUCUUAUAUCAAGCAAUGCAAUCAAAGUCUAACUUCUUGGAAAUGGAAUAACUCUAGUGCAAAUAUCUAGAUUAGUCGCAUGACGACGAUCUAUAACUAUCAUAGAUUAUGGACAUCAUGUUCUCCAUCAAUUGUUUGACUAGCUCGUUUAGACAGAGGGUAAACCCGUCGAAUGAUCUGAGUUGAGCACACAACUGACGAGACGCUUGUAAAUAAAAAUAGAAACAUAAUACAACAAGAAUAAAAGAGAAACAUAAUAAUUAUCAUUAUUAAGAAAUAUAAAAUAUUUUCUCAUCAUUUUUAGUUUUCUCUCUCUUUCAAACUCUGUAAUAAUAAUACAAAAUUUCAUUCUUUCUCGUUUUCUAUCCUUCUCUCCCUUGAAUCAUCAUCCGUGGAGAAAUCAUCCAAUUUUUUUCUUUCCUCCACGGAUUUGAUAACUUUGUUUCCUUUUCUUGACCUCUUCCUUAAUUCAUGAAGCAACAAUAUCCUUGUUUUUCCUUCAAUUGCCUCCCUCUUCAUUUACUUUAUACCCUUUUGUUUUAUUUUUCUUCUCGAUAAGCUCUUUUGGGGGGGAAUUUACAGGUUUCGUGUAAUGUUUUGAGUAAAAGUGCAAUGCAUUUUUAUUUUUGCAGACAAUUGUAGGUUAAAGAAAUUACUGGUUGUUUAGGGGGUUUUCCAGAAGAUGCACGUUAAUGUUGCUUGUAAUGUAUAUAGUUGUAGACAUUCAUAAUUUUUUCUAACCUUAUUUUAAUGGUUAGAGAAGCAGUUGCAAGAGACAAGCCGAAACUCAAAUUUUACAGAAAAUUGUAGGUUUUGGCUAAAACUUUCUUGAUAUUUGGGAGGGGGAUGGACAUUAUAUUUUAUAUACAAAAGCAGGAAACAAAAAUUUGUAAACUCAAUUUUUUUCUUAAUAAGGUUCAUUUAAAUUCUUAUAUAGAUUUAUUGAAAGAUGGGGGCAAUUUCGAGGACUAUUUUUCCUGCAUGUGAAAGCUUGUGUUUCUUCUGUCCUUCAUUGAGGGCAAGGUCCAGACACCCUCUUAAACGCUACAAGAACUUGGUUUCUGAUAUAUUUCCUCGAUCCCCAGAUGAGCAACCAAAUGAUAGAAAGAUUGGUAAAUUAUGCGAAUAUGCUUCUAAAAAUCCUCUUCGAAUCCCAAAGAUCACGACUUCGUUGGAGCAAAGAUGUUACAAGGAUCUGAGAAAUGAGCAAUUUCACUCAGUGAAAGUCGUUCUAUGCAUAUACAGGAAAUUAUUGAUUUCUUGUAGGGAGCAGAUGCCAUUGUUUGCAAGUAGCUUACUCGGAAUUGUUCACAUUCUAUUGGAUCAAACACGUCAUAAUGAGAUACGAACAUUAGGAUGCCAUGCUCUAUUUGACUUUGUAAAUAACCAGAUAGAUGGCACAUAUGUCUUCAAUUUAGAUGGUUUAGUUCCAAAACUGUGUGAUUUAGUACAAGAGAUGGGGGAGGAUGAGAAGAUAAAUGAACUUCGGUCAUCAGGGCUUCAGGCUCUUUCAGCCAUGGUGUGGUUCAUGGGCGAAUUCUCUCAUAUUUCAGCAGAUUUUGACAAUGUUGUCUCUGUUGUCUUGGAAAAUUAUGAAGCACAAAAAGGAUCAAAUAAUGAAAUGAUGAACACAAACGUUGAACAAAGUUCCCCUUCUCCCAACUCUGUGACAACCAUCCCCUCGUGGAGAAGCAUUGUUAGUGAGAAUGGAGAACUAAUUAACAUAUCUCUGGAGGAGUCCCAAGCUCCCUCAUUUUGGUCCAGAGUUUGUUUGCGGAACAUGGCUCAACUGGCAAAGGAAGCUACGACUAUGCGACGUGUUCUUGAAUCUUUGUUUCGCUACUUUGACAGUGGUGAUUUAUGGGCUCCUGAUGAUGGUCUUGCCCUCUCUGUACUAUUGGAUAUGCAAUCAAUAAUUGAGAAUUCUGGACAUAACACACAUUUUGUUUUGGCCAUCCUAAUCAAGCAUCUUGAUCACAAGAAUGUUCUGAAGAAGCCUACCAUGCAACUCGACAUUGUUAGUAUUUCCACUUCUCUUGCUCAAGUAACCAAGCCCCAACAGUCUUUAGCUAUUGUUGGCGCAUUGAGUGACAUGAUGAGGCACCUUAGAAAAAGCAUACACUGCUCUCUAGAUGAUUCUGCUCUAGGGAAUGAAGUAAUAGAGUGGAAUCGUAAAUUUCAAGAGGCAGUGGACGAGUGCCUUGUACAAUUAUCACAAAAGGUUGGAGAUGCAGAUCCUAUUCUUGAUGUGAUGGCUGGAAUGUUGGAGAACAUGUCAACCAUUACAGUCAUGGCAAGAACCUUAAUUGCAACUGUUUAUCGUACUGCUCAGAUUGUUGCAGCCAUUCCAAAUUUAUCCUAUCAUGAUAAGGCAUUUCCCGAAGCAUUAUUUUUCCAGUUACUUCGAGCGAUGGUCUAUGAUGAUCACGAAACGCGGGUGGGUGCACAUCGUGUAUUCUCUGUUGUCCUUGUCCCAUCCUCUGUAUGUCCUCGUACCGGAAAUGGUUCUAUAAUAGCAAACAAAUCAGCAGAUAUCCAAAGAAUGCUUUCAAGAACAGUGUCUGUAUUUUCUUCCUCGGCUGCACUCUUCGAAAAGCUAAAACGAGAAUCAAAUUCCUCUAUAACAAAUACCAAAGAUGAAAGCAAUGAUAAAUUUAUGGACUGUUAUGAUGGUCCUAUGAAGAAUUCUCCUUCUAUGAUGAGUAGAUUGAAGUCUUCAUAUAGUCGAGCUUAUAGCAUACAGGAGCCUACUCCACCACUGCCAGGAGAUUUGAGUACUAUGAGUGUUACAGAGAAAGAACAGAUAGUAUCCCUUAGGUUGAGUAGUCGGCAGAUAGGACUUCUACUUUCAUCAAUUUGGGCACAAUCCCUCUCACCUCUUAACAUGCCUGCAAAUUAUGAAGCCAUUGCUCAUACUUAUAGCCUGACAUUGUUAUUUGCAAGAACUAAGAACUCCUCGAAUGAGACUCUAAUUCAGAGUUUCCAGCUUGCAUUCUCUCUAAAGAGCUUUGCACUUGCAGGAGAAGGAGGGAGAUUAAAGCCAUCACGUCGUAGAUCAUUGUUUACCCUAGCAUCAUCUAUGAUUAUUAUUGCAUCCAAAGCCUACAACAUUCCUCCACUUGUUUCCACCUCUAAAGCUGCAAUGACAGAGAAAACGGCCGACCCAUUUCUCCAUUUGGUUGAUGAUAGCAAGUUACAAGCGGGUAACAUGGAUAUAAAUCAACCAAAUAAAGCUUAUGGCUCCAAGGAAGAUGAUGAGCAAGCAAAGAGGUCACUUUCAGCGAUCGUAACAUCAGAGAGUCAAUCUAAAGAAGCAUUGACAUCUAUGAUAAUAAAGUUUAUUAGACUACCAACCAAUGAAGAGCCAUCCAUGCGACAACAGUUACUUAGUGAUUUUAUUCCACACGAUUCAUGUCCUCUGGGAGCUGAAUUGUUCAUGGAUGUACAAGAAAGCAAGUCGAUACCAAAAGAAACAAAAAAUGAACAAUCUGACAAGGAGGCAUCAUCAUUGUUCACAAUUGAUGACAAUGCACCAUCAACAACAGAGGGUCAAGCAGAAGUUGAUAAGCAACAAGCUACUGAAAUCCCGAGCCUCAUUAGUGUAGUUGACCUUAUAACUGCAGUGUCUGAAACAACAAAUCAAGUUGGUAGAUCAUCAGUCUCAACACCACCUCACAUACCUUACAUGGAAAUGGCUGGCCAUUGUGAAGCUCUUUCUACCGGAAAGCAGCAAAAGAUGUUUGUUGUAUUGGCCGUCCAUCAGAGGCAAGAAAGCUUGGUAAAAAUAUCGGUCGUUGAGCAAAACAAGCCCAAACAUAAUCCAUUUGAUCUUCCCAUUGAACAGAGUGGAAACCCAUUCAUCAACCAAAACUUCUUUGAAGAUUUGCAACAUGCAUCUAGUGCAAGUGGCACAAUGCUUUGUGGAACUGAGUAUCAACAUCACCAAUACUUCCACUUGCCAGCAUCUAAUCCAUAUGAUAAUUUUCUUAAGGCCGCUGGAUGUUAAAGACUCAAAGAAUGCAUGCAUCAAAUAAAGUUGCGGAACCACCAGAAAUGAUGCUUCGAGAUAACGCUAUAGACAUACGCAAGAGCAUCUUUCUAAACUACCAAAAGGUUGUGUUGAUAUCAAUAGGGAAAUGAAGAAAAGAUGCAUCCUUAUGGGAAGAGAUUGCUCCUUAAGAGAAUCAAUAGUCAUUAUUGAUUGCAGAUUGACAAUCAGGCGUCGUUUUGAUAAAAUCGAUAAUGCCGACUAACGUCAGAGUAAUAAGCUUGACUUGAUAUAAUAAUGACAUGAUUUAGAAGGGAAGUGGUAUUCUUUAAAUGUUAUGUGUAAGAAAUGUGCACCUUGACUAAUAUAAAGCUAUCAUUCAUUUGGUUAUUGUAAGAAAUGGGCUAAAUUGCAAGUUUGGUCAUUUGAAUUACUAGUUAAGUUCAUGUUAGCCACUGGAAUUACUUUAUUCCAUCCGUAGUCACUUAAAUUAGGUUAACCGUCCAAGUUUGGUCACCAGCCGUUAGUCUCCGUUAACUUUUGCUGAUGUGGCGGUCAACUCUCAUAGUUGACCGUUAAAUGAGUAACGUUGCAGUUAAAAAAUUAAAAUAAAAUUUAAUUUAGUUAUUAAAAAUUUCCACCUCAUUAUUGCAACUAUUACAAAAUCAAAAAUAAAAAAUAACUUUUUCUAAUCUAACCUCCGCUGCAAACACUAGGCCCCGCCGCUGCUUGUCAUUCUCCUUGUGUGAUUGGGACAUUUCGGCGAACACCUGGGCGACAGAAGGAGGGAACGCGCCACCGAUUGAGACCAGAGUUUUCAUUGGUGGGUUUUUCCCAGAGAGGGCAGAGGUGAAUUGGGGUAGCAAUUAUUUUUUGGAUGGAGGGACGUUGAGCUUGUAUGUGGUGGGUUCGCGUAAGAUAUGAGUGAAGUGGGAGGUGUUGAUGGCGGAGGGAGGGAAAUCGAAGAAGGAUUCCUAGUAGGCAGCUCUGAUUAUUCCUGGCUGUGAGGGGUUGGAUGGUCGCGGCGCGGCUGAUGGAGCUUGGACGGCGGCCAGAGUAGGGGCGAGAGCUGGGCUUGAGGUUGGAGAAACAGAGUGGGAAGUGUUGAUCAUGAGGUUGAAGAUAGUGAGAAGGAGAGCGAUUGGUGCGAGUUUGGCGGAGGCUAUGAUUUGGGAGGAGGGAAAGAUUCAGUGGAUGGUUUGUGGAAGGCCGGGACCAUCAAAGGAUAAGGAAGGAAUGAGGGAUUUAUGGGAGAGGAGAGCAAACCAGAUUUUAUUGGUAACUGACCGAACAUUUUUGUACUAGCGCGGAUUCUUAUAUGUGCUGUUAAAGCACUUUCCAAAAUCUUUUUUGAAAAUUCAACAGACUAUAACUCAUUCUUUUUACAUCGGGUUUUAAAAAUUUUGCGUAGAAAUAUCAAACUUUGGUGCUCUACAAGAUGAUACCUAUUUUAAUAUUUUUGUAGAAAAACUUUUUCACAUCAUCUUACCAAUGUCAUAUCAUGAUAUGACAGUGGUAUGAUGGUAUUGUGGUAAGAUCAUGAUAUGAAAGUAGCAAGAUGGUUCUAUGAAAUCUUAUCAUAGUGGUAUGAUGGUUUUAUGACAGUAGUAAAAUAAUAAAAUAAUAUGAAUAUUAUCUUUUUGAAAAACAAAAUGCCAUACCACUACCAUUUCAUGAUAGUAUCUUAUUACAGUGGUAAGAUAAUAUUAUGAAGUCUUACCAUAAUGAUAUGACGUUGAUAGAACAGUGGUAAGAGUGUAUGAAGCAUCUUUGUCGAUCGUUAAAGAUAACGGUUGACUAGAUGGAGGUCAAACCAAUGUUGACUUUUGCUAACGUGGCAAAAAUAUAAUUGCCACGUCAUUCGACGCAUAAAUUUUUUUGGUUAAAAAUAAAAUUAAUAAAAAAUAGAAUUAAAAUUGGGGAAAAAAUUAAUCACCCCAACCCCUUCUCCCCUGCCGAAAUCCCAUACUUCCCAUUGAUAAUAUCGUCGAUAGAAGGAGGCUAAGGAGAACCCAGAAAAUUCUAUUGUUUACCAACUUCCGUCUCUUGUCUCCUUCGAAUAGAGAACCCAAAAAAUUAAUUGUUUGACCUACUUCCUUCUCUUUGUCACUUCAGAAGGAACCAUAAAUUUCAUAUCGACAAUGACCCAGGAAAGUUCAGUCCGCUUCUUCAAUUCCACCACCAUGUCGAUCUCUGAAUCUCACACCCCCUCAUCAAUCUAUAGAUGUGCCCAAGUCAAAUGAUGGCAGUGGAAAUCGCUUGGGCCGACGAUGGCUGAGAAGUCGACGAUAGUGAUGAUUGUUUGGAACGACAGUGACUGAGAUGAGAAACAGAGGAAGCCAGCGGAGAGGGGAAGUUCACGGCAAGGCAAGGUCAGUUAUAAUCGUCAAUAGCUUCGACAUCGGCAAUGACCCGACGGGGGCGGUACGGUCGACUGUACCCUUAUCAAGCGAGACCAAAUCCAAUUCAAUACUCAGACCCAGCUCUUCAAGCCGUUGCGAGACAAGCCCACCUCCAGCACUAAUCCAAAAUCCGACCCAACCCAGUUCUAUGCACUCUCAUAUUCUAGAUCUUCUCAAUCGCCCACCGAAAUCCUAAUUAUGAUAGCCUUUUAUCCUUUACUUUCGACUCUCGAUCAACCUCCUAUCUCCGGGUGUGAUUUUUUGCUUGAAGUGAGAGUGGAUUUUGACAAGCGGGGAGAAGGUGGAGUGAGGAGGUGGAGGCAUAUUGAGUUGGGAAGAGAUUGGGAGGCGUUGGUGGUAACUGGGAAGGAGAUGAGAUUGUUUGUUUGGGAGCGUUUAUUAAUUUAAUUAUUUCCAAAAUUAAACGUUUGAUAUUAAAUCGAGUAGAUGAGUUAGGAUUUUUAUUUUUUAUUAUUUAAAAAUUACAUGUCAGAUGUCACAUCAACGCUAACUAGAUGUUUUGUUAAAUACUAACGGUCAACGUUGGUCAACACUAACUAUAAAUUAUUCAGAAUAUAAAUGGAAUAUUGAAUAAUAUAGGACACAAGUGACAUUUUUAGGAUAGUUCGGGUGUUGUAGUAAUAUUUGCCCUUUUAAAUAUUAUUGAUUGUCAAUGAUAUUUUGUCAAAACCAUACCAAAACUCUACAAUGCAUACUAGAAGUCCCCCUAAAUAGACCGUAAAUCCUUGUAUGCAUACUACAAGUCUCCUAGAGCAAACCAGAUAGUCUACACUCUACAGUGCAUACCAGAAGUCACCCUAUAAAAACAUACCUGAAACUCUUGAAUGCAUUCCAUAAAUACCCUAAAGCAGUCCAGAAUGGUACAAGACAUACCACAACUUUCCAAAUAAAGACCAUAAACUCUAGAAUGCAUAUUCUAGAAAUUCUCCUUAUGCAUACCAAAAACAAAUGCAUGCAUACCACAAGUCUACUAAACCAAAUUAUAUACUCUACAAUGCAUCCAUAAAAUCCCUUCAAUUAGACGAGAUGACUCUUGAUGCUUCUGAAAUGGAUUAUGAGACCAAAAGGUGGACUUGAGAAAGCACUAGAGAAAAUGCGUAAGUGGAGACUUGUUGAAUAUAGGCUGUCAACAAGC
Messenger RNA from Linum trigynum, 8523 nucleotides. NCBI's taxonomy places the organism in Eukaryota, Viridiplantae, Streptophyta, Magnoliopsida, Malpighiales, Linaceae. The record is from the annotation of a GenBank genome assembly.